Ambispora gerdemannii is the source of this 196-nucleotide messenger RNA. The record is from the annotation of a GenBank genome assembly. Lineage: Eukaryota; Fungi; Glomeromycota; Glomeromycetes; Archaeosporales; Ambisporaceae.
UGAUUAUGAAGUAACGGAUGAAGCUGAAGCAUAUUUACAUAUCAUUGAUGAAAUAGUUCCUACUGAAGAAAUUCUUGAUGAUAAUGACAUUAUUGCAUUGAUAAAAUCUCAAGAAGAAAAUGAAACGAAUCAAGAAUCAAAUGAUGAAAUAUCACCUUUAAUAAUGACAAUGAAAGUCAUUGAAUCAUUACAAAAG